GCCUCAUCGUCCUCGCAACGUUUUGUCCCGGCGCGCUCUUUCUCUGCCCGGGAGGGGUGUCAUCAUGGGCAGCAAGAUGGCGGCUGCCAGUAGGGUCGUUCAGGUAGUCAAGCCACAUACACCACUGAUUAAGUUCCCAGACAGAAAAAGUACUCCAAAAGCUAAAAUGCAGGAGUCUCUACAGUCAAGAGUGCCUCCGCUUCAUGGGAUAGCCUCGCAAUUUUCUGCAGAAAGCAAGACACCAUCUUAUGAAAGUACUUUAUUUACUGGUAGAACACAAGGCAUACCUGACACAGCAGAAUUAGUAAGAACUUUACCGCAGAAGUACAGGAGAAAACCCAUGUCAGUCGAAGAGAUGGAAUACAUUCAACGUGGAGGCCCAGAAUAAGAUGGAGCAUUGUGCAGUUUGAUGAAUAAUGAACCCUUGUAUGUACAAUAAAGUCCUUCCUCUCUCUCUUCUCUCUCUCUCUGGAUAUUAAAGGAGUUCAUAAGGAAAGAUUUUUUUCCAAAGUGCUUUUGUGAGGAACUAAAAGGUAAUCGCUUCAGAAAGUGAUUGUGUCUCACAUUCAAAGACAAUUCUGUUUCAAGUAAUCAGAAGCCUCCACUUUAACUGCACUGUUAAAAUUUAUUUUUUUCAUUCUAUUCAUUAUAGAUUCCUUAUCUCUUAUAGUUGCUAUUGAUACACUAAAAAUUAAAAAUAACUAAUAAAAUGGCAGUUAAUAACAGCCAGAAGAAAACCAUGGUGUUUUCAAAGUUUGAACAGUACAGGAUUUGUUCCUUCUAGUGAGCAUCCAAAGAACUUUGAGAAAUAAACUUAAAUUAGCCACUAUCAAAACUGACAAAUUUGGUUAAUGGACUCACUGUGUUGAAUAAACAUAAUGUACAAACAUA
Molecule: messenger RNA, 891 nt
Organism: Python bivittatus (Burmese python)
Lineage: Eukaryota; Metazoa; Chordata; Lepidosauria; Squamata; Pythonidae
Source: RefSeq, a predicted model, not a curated record